AUGGCAUCGGUGGGGAGAGACACUACCAGGCGGCUACCGGAAGUGCCCGCCUUUACGGCACUGUCUGAGGUGGCAUCGGUUGGGAGUAAUGGAUGCAUUCUGUUCGCGACGGACGAUUGGUUCGCACCGGCCGACUGGAUGCUGAAGGACGGCGAACCGGUAUUCGAGCCGGACGCGUACACGCCGUACGGUAAGCUGAUGGAUGGCUGGGAAACGCGCCGCAAACGCAUCCCCGGACACGACUGGUGCUUGCUGGAGCUCGGUGCACCGACGCAGAUCGCCGGUUUCGCGAUCGAUACGGCAUUCUUCACCGGUAAUUAUGCACCCCGCGUGUCCAUCCAGGGUGGAACGCUGGAUGGGACGACGAAGCAGAUGCUGCAGACCUCGCUAGAGCGCGUGCCCGUGAGUGACCGGUGCGAGGAUGGAAUGAUCGGACGUGGCUGCACGCCGGAGCAGCUUGGCAUGGUGAACCUCAUCGGAACGGAUCGGUGGGACGAGCUGUUGCCCCGGGUGGAGCUAGCGCCCGGGUACGAAGCGACCCGACGACAAUAUUUCGCCCUUCCCGCUCGCAAACGGCUGCUGGUUGUACGCCACCUGCGCGUGAAUAUGUUUCCGGAUGGAGGAAUAGCGCGACUCCGCGUGUACGGCACGGUUCAGCUGGAUCCGGCACUACUGACGGCGAAAAAGUCCAUCGAUCUGAUCGCAAUGCUAAACGGUGGCCGGUGUACCGGUUACUCCAACGCACACUACGGCCAUCCGGCAAAUCUGAUCAAACCCACCGAGGGGUGCAAUAUGGGGGAUGGAUGGGAAACGGCCCGCCGGCUCGAUCGGCCACCCGUUUUGCGUGCCGAUGCGAAUGGAAUACUGUUGGUUCCUGGUUGCGAGUGGGCCACGUUUCAGCUGGGCGCACCACCCGAUCGUGGAUGCUGGAUCGAGCGGGUGUGCAUUGAUACGAAGCAUUUUAAGGGCAACUACCCGGACAGUGUCCGGUUGGAGUACGGUGCGGUUGGAGACAUCGAUGGUGGUGAUGAUGUGCACUGGUUGCCAUUGAUGGAAAGCCGUAAACUUGGACCGAAUCAGAUGCACGAGUUUUUGGAGGGAAAGGAUUUGUUACCCCAAAAGAAGGCUGCCACGAGGGUACGCAUUACCAUCGCACCGGAUGGAGGUAUAUCACGGGUUAGACUCUUCGGAUCGUUGGCAUAA
Messenger RNA from Anopheles coustani, 1203 nucleotides. Its product is annotated as allantoicase-like. Lineage: Eukaryota; Metazoa; Arthropoda; Insecta; Diptera; Culicidae. Gene Ontology annotation, molecular function: allantoicase activity. Gene Ontology annotation, biological process: allantoin catabolic process. The transcript is spliced from 2 exons. Bases 1 to 1203 code for a protein of 400 amino acids. The record is from RefSeq and is a predicted model, not a curated record.